AUCUUUUCAAGUUGUUUUGGUCUCUGGUGGUUCUCUGUCUUUUGUCAUGAUGAACUAUGGAAAUAUCUCUGCUACAGAUCAACAGUUUCAGGCUGGAUAUGGCACAGUUAAUUCAACAAAUAAUUUUUCAAUCCCUGUGCCUGAUGAAAAUGAGCUCUUCAACUCCAGUAAUGUCAAUGUGCCGGGACGCUGGGUAUUUCGUGUUGAUGGUGGACCUGAGGAGGGAAUUUUCUACCCAUAUGGAGAUGAGGAUACAAAGAACCAUUCAGAGUAUUUUGGGAGUUCUCCACUGAUCCCUCUGGCUCAGCCAUUUGUGUACUUCGGGCUUAUUUAUAAUGAGCUAUACGUGCAUAACCAGGGGUAUUUGACUUUUAAUGAGCUGAUUAACCAGUUGCAACCCUAUUAUUUUCCUGCAUACUCAUCUGUGGACAUCAUCGCUCCCCUAUGGACAGAUAUUGCCAUUACACAUAAAGGAACAAUCACUUACCGACAAGUAACAGAUUCCCAUCUCUUGAAUCGGGCCUCAAAAGACAUAAACCAAUUUUACCACAACUUGAACUUCUCUGCCACAUGGGUUUUCAUUGUUACGUGGGAUAAAGUAUCGUUCUAUGGAUACAGGCGGACAGAGUCAACUUUUCAAGCCGUUUUGGUGUCUGGCAAAAACAUGUCAUUUACACUCAUGCAUUAUGGUCAUAUCGCCCCGACAUAUGCAUUUAAGUCUAGCUGUGCCACAAGUGAUUCAACUGAUUUAUUUUCAGUUCCUGUCUAUGAUGCCACAAAACUGCCAUACACAAGCAAUGUCAACGUCAUGGGUCGAUGGGUAUUUCGAACUGACAAAGCAUCAGAAAACAAUGGUAAACUAAUACAAUAAUUUAAAAUGCAUGCCAUUUAUUUCUUACCUUGUUUAAUAGUUGUGUUUCAUAGAUGUAGGACAAUUCAUUAGACACAAUGUAGGGUAACGUUGAGGGUUACAGAUUAAUUAAAAUCAUAAGCGUGCUGAAAAAUAAACUUGUAUACUUGCAGGACUGUUCUAUCCAUUUAGGAAUGGGAACAAACUAAACCUUCAACAAUAUGGGUUUUCAGAGCUCUAUUUGCAGACACCAUUUUCUUACUUCGGGCUCACAUACAGAACUGUUUAUGUUUACAAAAAUGGAUUUCUUACUUUCAACUGGCCGCUGUUUCCUUCAAGUCCCCCUACUCUUCCAGCAAAUAUAGACAUUGUUGCUCCACUAUGGACAGAUAUUGAUAACAGUGACGUUUACUUUCAAGAAUUCAAGGGUGUCCGAGUACUACAGCGAGUUACAAAUGAUAUACGUCAAUAUUUUCCUAAUACAAAUUUCACUGCCGACUCAGUUUUUGCUUGUACUUGGGAAAAUGUGACAUAUUUUAACAC
Molecule: messenger RNA, 1393 nt
Organism: Cyprinus carpio (common carp)
Lineage: Eukaryota; Metazoa; Chordata; Actinopteri; Cypriniformes; Cyprinidae
Product: sushi, nidogen and EGF-like domain-containing protein 1
Exons: 7
Coding region: 47-871 (274 amino acids)
Biological process (GO): cell-matrix adhesion
Source: RefSeq, a predicted model, not a curated record